Messenger RNA from Aethalodelphis obliquidens (Pacific white-sided dolphin), 3144 nucleotides. RefSeq names its product HEAT repeat containing 9 (gene HEATR9). NCBI's taxonomy places the organism in Eukaryota, Metazoa, Chordata, Mammalia, Artiodactyla, Delphinidae. The record is from RefSeq and is a predicted model, not a curated record. The coding region runs from base 564 to 2297 and encodes 577 amino acids. The transcript is spliced from 15 exons.
UUUUUUUUUCUAAAAUGAAAUAAAAAAAAUGUGCUCAGUGAUCAAAAGGAAAAAAAAGAGUUCCACCUCUUGCUGCCAAGGAGGGAGGCGUGUAUAUGAACAGGGCUUUCCCAUUUUUUUUGCCAUUUUCCUGAUGACUAAUCCUAAGGACAAUCCCUGCUCCUAACAUGGGCUACGUGAGCUUGAAGUUCACUAAACGCUUCGACUUUCCUUUUGAAUUUAUGCCUCACCACUGCCCCUCUACCUAGCCAGACAAGCAUGGCUUUCCCACUUUUCAGAUAAGGUAAGUGAAGCUCCCAGAGAGAGAGGGACUAGCUCAAUCCACAGGCAAGUAGAUGCCAAGUCUGGGACUCCAGAAUGGAACCGGAGUGUUCUAUUUACCUAGGCGAUCUGGUUGCCCAGCACUUGGAGGCUUCCACCUCCAGAAGCCCAGACACCUCACUAGUCCCCCUUGUGCCACAGAGGACAGGUCUCCCUGAGCUGUGACCCUGCUCCCACAAGGGAGUAGUCCCUGUAGUCCCCUCCCCAACCCAGGUGCUCUCUGGUUCCCCCAGGAGAAGAGGAUGGACUAUGAAAAAUCAGUCAACAUCUCUGACAUCAACAGGUCAAUGUUCAAGUGCCCAUGGCUGGAAUAUCCAGAAAGGACCAAAGAACUCAGAAGAGCCACAGCUCCUGUUCUCCUGCCCUUGUCCUGCCACCAGAUGCCAAAGGAAGAGUUUCCCCCAAGUCCGGAGUGCUGGAGGCAGCACCCAAGCAAGCCAAACUCCGUACCUUACUGCUACUCCAAGCAGCCUGAGAUCUACACGCACUGGCACACCCUGUAUAAUCAGCAAAAGGAACGGGAGGCCCAGAAGAUACUGUGGAAAAUGAGAGAUCACCCUAGGUACCUCACAGAGGGUACCCUCAUCCCAAAACUCCAUCUCCCAAUGAGCAAGCUGAUUAUAAAACCUCAGAUGGAAUCCAAGCCCUCAGACCCUACUGGGGACCCGCUGAAGUGGCAAAGAUUAAAGGAACUCACAGAAAGCCUGAAAUCUCCCAGAGAGGAUGAGCAGCUCUAUGCAGCACAGGCUCUGGGGUGCCUGGGCGUCAGAGACAAGUUUAUCACGGAAGCACUAUGGCAGAUGGCCCAAACUGGCCCAGAGAAAGUGAAGUAUGAGGCCUGUCAAACCCUGGCCAUCCUGGGUUGCCUGAAUAAGCAUGUGAUCCAAGCUCUCAUCAAGCAGCUGAAGGGGCAAAAUGAGGGGCAAAGAAUGGAUACUCUGACAGCGCUACGGGUGGCUCUGAACUCCUGGGCUGCUGUCCCCAAAGACCAGAGGACUCAGAUCGAGGAUGGAGAGAAGCUGGUGCCUGUGCUGCAGAUGCUGAUAAAGAAGUCAGGGAACAAGGCAGCAGUGGAGGCGGCCCUGUGCUUGGGGUUCCUGAGGCCCUGUAGCAGCACAGCCCGAGAGUACCUGCUGCAGUGCCUGCACCAAGGGCCGAAGACCCAGCAGAUGCAGGCACUCAGUAUGCUGGUCAAGAUAAUGGGUGUGCACUCAGCCACGGUCAUCAGGACCAUCCUAGACCAGCUGUGCUAUUCCAGUGUCCUUGAGCACCGUUUUGAAGCCAGCCAGAUGCUCAAGACCAUUGGGCUGGAACAGAUCCAGGCACAGGGCCUGGAAGGACUCACGUUUGACCUGCUCAGGAGGAAGACGUAUAAUGAACCCUUCUUCGCUAUGAGGCAGGCUGUUGCUGAAACUGUGGAAGAGCUCAAGAUGAAGCCCACAAUGAUGAACUUGGUGGAGGCGCAACUGAUGAGCUCAAAUGCCACUGCACGCCAGGAAGCAGUCAUCUCUUUGGGUGUCCUGGGGAUCCGCAGCCCACAAGUGUUCCACCUGGUCCUAGACAUGCUGGAUGUGGAAAAGAGCCCGUCUGUGAAAAAGAGCCUACAAGAAACAUUAAUUCUUUUGGCCUCGACUGAUCCCUGGAUCCAAAACAAGCUGAAGAACAAGGUUCUCUUUGUACGUGAAGUGCCUAAGACCAGCAUGAACGUAGAGUUCACGAGGUUCCGGAAAGAGCCUGAGAAACCCGAAGAGUUAAGUAUCCAAGACGUUCAGCUUGCACAGCUGAGCCCCUUGUUUCUCACAAAGUCCAGUGCCACGCCAGACCCACAGAAGAAGUUAAAUGCCCAGAAAGCGUCUGGUACCUCUGCCUUUCCAUCCUGUUUCUCUAAGCCACAAAAACACAAGUCACAGGCCACAGGGUCCUGGACACGAGGGAUCAGGAAACAGCUCCGGAUCCUUGCUGAGACCUCCAAUUAGGUCAGUUCUUUUGGCUGAGUUCCCACUCUCUCUUUAAGGAUGCUUCUCAGGCUCCCCUGAGAAAAUAAUCUAUACUUAUCUUCCAAGAAUAAAUGAGCAUCACUCCACCUACCACUACUGUUCCCUUCCUCAUGGGCUGCACUGAAACAUAGGUCACCUCACUCCUGGCUGGUCACUCCCCUACUCAGCCACAUGUCCUUUCCACGAGACAAGGCUGCUCUGGACAGCCAGCCUGCCUUCCUAAAUCAAGUCCUUGUCUAUGCCCAGAAUUUGAUGACAAAGCUAAAGCUGAGCCUCUGCCCAGAGGUGGCUGCUGAGGGGAAAAUGGGAGAAUAUCCUGGAAAGCUUGGCUAUUGGAUUAUUUCCUCUUACUAACUUGCCCCCCCCUUUCCUAUCAGUGGUCAAGAGAUAAAUUAGGCUUAAUCAAGACGAACCAUCCUCUCUUCUGUCUCUUAUCUUACACCUGCUUUCUACCUACCUCAGGGUCAUUCCCUUUGACAGACUAUUUACUCUCUAAGACUGCCUUAGAUUCUCCCUUAUUUUUACUGAAGGCUUCAGUUUCCCUUUGCCAAUAGGACCAAUCACACCAAUCCCAAAAAGCUACAUCCUCCAUCAGAAAGGAAAAGCCCAGACUUCAGAGUCAGACAAAUCUGAAAUCAAAUCCUAGGGUCCAUUACUCACUUUAUCUUUGGCUUUGGACAAGUUAUUGAACCUUUCUGUUUCCUCACCUACGAUAUGAACAGAUCAAUGCAUACUACUUCUGAGGGCUCCUAUGAAGAUUAAACAAUAAUAUAAAGCCUAAUGGUGCCUGGCAUUCCAUAGUAGGCACUCAAAUGUGGACUUCUUU